Triticum aestivum (bread wheat) is the source of this 2412-nucleotide messenger RNA. RefSeq lists its product as uncharacterized. Lineage: Eukaryota; Viridiplantae; Streptophyta; Magnoliopsida; Poales; Poaceae. Gene Ontology annotation, molecular function: nuclear export signal receptor activity. Bases 172 to 1398 code for a protein of 408 amino acids. Gene Ontology annotation, cellular component: cytoplasm; nucleus. Gene Ontology annotation, biological process: ribosomal small subunit export from nucleus; protein export from nucleus; ribosomal large subunit export from nucleus. The record is from RefSeq and is a predicted model, not a curated record. The transcript has 16 exons.
GGUGAACAGCAGAACAGAAAGACGUGUUCGGAUGGACUCAGUGAUUGGUUUGAAAAGGAAUAGGAGGAUCUUCGUAUACGCGCGUCUUUGCCUGCUCCAAAUGAUUUUCCAAAGUACCUUGUGUGGAAUUGGGAGUUCAAUGAAGAAUUUGACAGAUAUUUUCCUACCUAUAUGGAAAUGUUGCAUGAGGUGGAUACAAUGUAUGACUGUCUGGAGCGUAAAUUUUUAAACGGUGAGGGUCUUCUUGAGAGACUGAAUCCAGAGUUUAAGGCAAAGUAUGCCAUUAACAACUUGCAACAACCUCAUUUGCGAAUCAUGUCCCGUAUGCUACAGAGAAAGGAGAGUGAUGUAUGCUAUUGGCGACGUACUGAUGAGAUCUACGAGUUUUUGGUCCAACUUAUCAAUCUGAAACCUUACAUUAAGCAAACUGAUUGUCUGGAUGAUGUUUUUGAUCGUCUUGAGGAAAGCUGUCAUCCACAAUCUGACCUUUGGCAAGGUUAUGCACUAAGGGCAGUUGAUCUUUUCCUUGAUUCGUUGUUGAUUUUCUGGGAGCCUCAGUUUCAUCCCUUGAUACGUGAGCGCCACAAGGAGGUACUGCUAACAAGUGCCCGUGACUUAGCUGAAGCGUGUGCAAUAAUUCAGCCACUGGAACCUGACCCUGGUGAUUUCUUGGCGCAUUUGCGGCCAUAUGCAUCAGUAUACUUCGGGAGUAAGAAGAAACAGUCUGGGUAUUAUACAGCUAAAGAACAAGAACGUCUGCAUGAAGAGUUCGAUCAUUAUUUGGCUACAUGCAAAUGGGAUGAUGCUAUUGACUUCUCUUCUUUCAUGGAAAGUGCUCAUAGAGACGAUGAGAACGGUCAGUUUGCAAAACUGGACAUCAGUCUUGCCAAAAUGUCCUUUGAGCGAAUGGCCAAUAUUUUUAAGCGGGAACAAGAAAUGGACUCUUACACUCAGAGCUUGACAGCUCUCCUUCUCAAUGAUGAGGUGAAAGGUCAACUUGCAAGUUUGAUGAACCUGCUGGAUGAAGAAGGCUUUUUCAGCAUCGAUGAUGAUUCUAUUGAUUGGGAUAAGGAAUCGUUUACGAAAUUAGUGGAGGAAUUUAAUGCUUUGACUGGCCAUUGCUUUGAUGGAUGUUAUGCAAUCCAAGCAAUAAUGGAUCUUCAAGAAUUCUUACCGAGAAAGGAUGAUGAUACAUGUCAUGACGUUGUUAGAAUGGUUGAUUAUGUAAACAAGGCAUGGAAGGGAAAUCUUGAGCAUUUUUACAGGGACACAAGUUAUUAUGAACAUGAAUACUAUGAUAUGCUUAGACAACCUCCUAAAAAGGUGAGUGUUUUCUCUAAUCCUCGAGAGUGUACCUGGAAAUUUUGCUUGUAUGAAAAUAUGAAGUGUACCAUUUAAGUUGCCACAUAAUGAAUCUGAUCCCGCGUGGCAGCCACUUCUAUGUUUGGCUCUUUCAUCCGUUGGUCUCUCUGCCCCACUCCUCCCCAUAUCCAGCACAUCCUCAUUAUUGUCGGCUUGCCUCCAUGAGUGCCCUGACUCUGCUUCAUGCCUCACCACCUUGAUAUUUUCUAAACAUUUGUUUGUCAAACAUAAGUACGGGUCAAACAGCCUAGGCUUUGUCCAGUUUUCAGAGUUGGGGGUUGCCAUCUGAGCGAUAUAGGAGUUUAUGAUGAAAAUUGACUUGAAUAAAUAGAUGAGGACCAAAAUUCUACUAUUUUUUGUUCAAAACAUUAUAGUUACUACCAUUAUAAGUUGAAUUUGGACAGAUCUCUAAAUGCAAAACCAAUAGUGUGAUACUUAAAUUCUUUGACGAGUCAUUUUGUCUAUAGAAGGUUUUGUUUUUGUACACUCAAGUUGAACAUGCAGAAAAAAUGAUGCCAUAUGAAGAGUAUGUCUUUGAAAUGUUAAUGGGUGAAUUGACUGUUCUAGCGUAACAUUCCAGUCCUAUAAUUGAUGGAAUGUGUCAUUCUUACAUGACACACGUUCCAAUGUGGAAUCUGAACAAUCUUAUGAGCCUGGUGCUACUUUGUAGGAGCAUUUUACUUGCCUUAUGUGCACUUCUUUUGUGUGUGAGAUGGAUUACUAUUUGCAUUUAACUGUUUUAUCUUUUGGCUUAUGUGCACUUAAGAAGAUGGAUUACUAUUUGCAUUUAACUGUUUUAUGUUUGCAAUAACUUGAACAUUUUGUAGUAAAAAAGUAUCUUGAUAAUCAUCUCGACCUGAAAAUAACAUGAAUAUAGGCUUUCAUAAUGUUUAUGCUUGUGUACAAUAUUCCUCGGUCUUGUUAGCCUAUGUUGAUGAGGAACACUAGAUGAGAAGAAAGAAAACACAUGCCAGAUCUGUUUGGCUACUUCUAGAUGCUUCCACUCUAGUGUAGUAUUUCUUUCCUUUUCUUUUCUAUCCUACCUACUGU